CGUGUGUCUCCUUCAUCGUGCCCCGUGCCCGUUAGACAGAGCUGAUUUAGGCUAGUUGUCAACUCACCCUCGGAGCAACAUCACCUGUCACUCUGGUCAGGCUCGCUCCAGGCUCGCUCCAGGCUCUGCUGCAGACUUCUCCCCGCUGUGUGAACACCUUAGCGCCGAACAAUGGCUGUCCCUCCUUCAUACUCUGACCUGGGCAAAGCUGCCAAGGACAUAUUCAGCAAAGGCUAUGGCUUUGGUGUCGUGAAGCUGGACCUCAAGACAAAAUCACAAAGUGGAGUGAUGGAGUUCAACACGUCUGGCUCCAGUAACACAGACACAGGCAAAGCCUCAGGAAACCUAGAGACCAAGUACAAGAUGAAGGAGCUGGGACUGAGCCUCAGCCAGAAGUGGAACACAGACAACACACUGGCUACUGAAGUGACUGUGGAGGACCAGCUGGCCCAAGGACUGAAGGUUGGCUUGGACACGUCUUUUGUGCCAAACACAGGUAAAAAAAGUGGGAAGCUGAAGACGGGCUACAAGCGGGACUACAUGAACCUGGGUUGCGAUGUGGACUUUGAGGGUCCCAUCAUCCACGCCAACGGCGUGCUGAGCUAUGAGGGCUGGGUGGCUGGCUACCAGAUGGCCUUCGACACGGCCAAGUCUAAAAUGACCCAGAACAACUUUGCCCUGGGAUACAGGGCUGGAGACUUCCAGCUGCACACCAACGUUAACGAUGGAACCGAGUUUGGCGGCUCCAUCUACCAGAAGGUGAAUGACGAGCUGGAGACAGCUGUCACUCUGGCCUGGACCGCCGGCAGUAACAACACUCGCUUUGGCAUCGCUGCCAAAUACAAGCUGGACAAAGACGUGUCUCUGUCUGCCAAAGUGAACAACGCCAGUCUGAUCGGAGUAGGCUACACCCAGAGCCUUCGACCUGGUGUGAAGGUCACUCUCUCCGCCCUGAUCGACGGGAAGAACUUCAACGCGGGCGGACACAAAGUGGGCAUGGGCUUCGAGCUGGAGGCGUAAAGGGGAGAACUCUCACCUGUCUGUCAGCCCAAACCACAUCAGCCCUUUCACACACACACACACACACACACACCACUGUCCCUGUCUUCCUCUCAUGUUUUCCCCUCUUCACAUUUCACAAGCGUGUGUGACAGUAAUGGUGGCGUUCCAGCGCCAUGAACACCAUAGUUGUGGAGCCCAGAGAGCAACUGGUGGUUUUUAUUUGCAGAUUGUCACUGAUUGUAAUGGUCAUUGAAGGCAACACCUUUUAUUUCCCUUAGAUGAAGUCGUCUUUAGUGUAAAUGUGUAACUUAUUUAAACCUUCUGUCAAAAAGUGAAGUGGAACAAAAAACAGCAUGUGAGGAUGAAAAGGUUGCUGCAGAGCUUGGACGCUUGUUAAAAAACAAAAAAAGUGUGUUUUCUGGUUUCGUCGUGGUUGGAAAACACAAAACAGAGGAGUUUGUUGCGACGUGUGAAUCCCUAUAAUCGUUUGUUCAUCAGGUUUCAUGAGCACAGGACUGACAUAUUUAAUUGCUGCUGGUUAGAGAAUGAGAGACAUUUAAAGGUCCAGUGUGUAAGAAUUAGUGACUUCUAAUGACAGAUUGUAACCAAAGGGAACUGUUACCUGUAGAACACGAGAAAGGACUUGAUUAUCAAGAGUGUGAAGUAGUGAUGAGGCUCUCGUUGAUAGAUGUUUACAUUGUUUCAUGCACUCCAGAGCUCGUUUUUGUUUGUGUGUUAGUGUUAUGAUUUACACAUAGACUCUGUUGUAGAAAUACAGAUGCCGAAAGUACAUAAAAAAAGGCUGAUUCUAAGACAAUAAUUAUUUUAAGGGGUCGUCUGUGGAUACUAUAUUCAAUUUCUACCUAUAAAUCCUCCCUAAAUCUUAUACACUGGCCCCUUUAAAAAAAAAUUCCAUUGCUUACAAGUCUAUAAAUCCUUUAGGUGAAAUCAAUGUAGUGGAAUCUUCAGGUAGUUUGUGUAGUUAGUCUGCAUUUCUACGACAUUGUUUUCAUCUAUCUGUCCUGGCGUGACGGUCACAGGCAGGAGUCAGUGUCCGUCCAUGCUGAACAUACAGAGACGACUGUGCUGUCUCAGAGCGUCAUUGUCCCACAUGUCUGUCCUACUUUUGUUUUUUCAUCUAAAUCCGUUCACAUGAUUAUGAGAAUCAUAGUUGUUUGUCACUUAGACACAGUACCUCAUUUUUUUUCCAGUGUUAUCUAAGGGAAUUCUAAUAAUAAAAAAAAAUGUAAGAAAUGUGUAUUAAAACGGUUUCUUUUCUAAUGUGAAUGUCAGAUGAGAAUUUUGGGUGAAAGGCAAAACUGAGUAAAAUAUAGCAGCUCACGUAAGAUAGCAGAUAU
Molecule: messenger RNA, 2360 nt
Organism: Solea senegalensis (Senegalese sole)
Lineage: Eukaryota; Metazoa; Chordata; Actinopteri; Pleuronectiformes; Soleidae
Product: voltage-dependent anion-selective channel protein 2-like
Exons: 10
Coding region: 172-1020 (282 amino acids)
Biological process (GO): monoatomic anion transmembrane transport
Cellular component (GO): mitochondrial outer membrane
Molecular function (GO): voltage-gated monoatomic anion channel activity
Source: RefSeq, a predicted model, not a curated record